Lotus japonicus is the source of this 2968-nucleotide messenger RNA. RefSeq names its product linoleate 13S-lipoxygenase 2-1, chloroplastic-like. Lineage: Eukaryota; Viridiplantae; Streptophyta; Magnoliopsida; Fabales; Fabaceae. Bases 83 to 2839 code for a protein of 918 amino acids. The transcript has 9 exons. Gene Ontology annotation, molecular function: metal ion binding; oxidoreductase activity, acting on single donors with incorporation of molecular oxygen, incorporation of two atoms of oxygen; protein binding. The record is from RefSeq and is a predicted model, not a curated record. Gene Ontology annotation, biological process: lipid oxidation.
AGAUAACAUAUAUGAAUACAAGUAGAGGAGGUAGUUUUAUUCCACAUAUUCUGGACCAUAAAACAUAAAAACGAAGAGGAAGAUGAUAAAGCCUCAUCAACUGCAGCAUCAAACACAGCACAACACCAAUCAAACCCUCCUGUUUCAUCAACGCCCAUUCGUCCAUAGAAGUGCAUCUCUUCCGCUAUGGUCAUGGAAGCAAGUGCAAAACCAAAAGCAGGUUAAGCGCCUCCUCCAACUCGUUCCUCCCAAUGUUCAAAGCAACUCUACUUCUUCUGCAACAACUGCAACAGAUACUGCAGAGAUUAAGACCACCACAGAAAAUGGCACUGCAGUGAAGCUUAAAGCUGUGGUUAAGGUUAAGAUAACUUCUUCUGGUUUUUUCUCCAGUCUGAGGUUAGACCAGAGAAUCGAUGAUCUCACGGAUUUGCUUGGUAAAUCUAUCCUCUUGGAGCUAGUUAGCUCCGAACUUGACCCCGAGACAGGGACAGAGAAGGAGACAAUAAAAGCGUACGCACACAAAGCAGGACGAGGUGAAGAAUCUGUCAAGUAUGAAGCUGAUUUCAAAAUCCCAAACGAUUUCGGAGAAGUCGGUGCUAUUCUUGUGGAGAAUGAGCACCACACGGAGAUGUUCCUCGAAACCAUUCUCCUCGAUGGUUUCCCAGAUGGUCCUGUUCACAUUGAUUGUUCCUCUUGGGUUCACUCCAAGUUCAAUUCCCUCACCAAACGGGUCUUCUUCACCAACAAGUGUUACUUGCCGUCGGAGACACCGAGUGGGCUAAGGAGAUUGAGAGAAGAGGAAUUGAGUAAUCUGCGGGGCAAUGGUGAAGGUGAACGCAAGAGCUUUGAGAGGAUAUAUGAUUAUGAUGUGUACAAUGACAUUGGGGAUCCUGAUCAUAGCCUUGAUCUGCAAAGACCUCCUUUAGGUGGCAAACUACAUCCAUAUCCGAGACGUUGUCGAACUGGCCGUCCGCAUAGCGAAGCAGAUCGGUUAUCUGAAAAGAGAACUAGACAAUUUUAUGUUCCAAGGGAUGAGUGCUUCUCAGAGGUGAAGGAGCUAACGUUCUCGACCAAGGCCUUACAUGCAGUGCUGCUAAUAUUGCUUCCAUCUUUGGGGAGUAUUAUGAGAGAAGGGGAGCUUUCUUUUUCAUUCUUUCACGACAUAGAUUCACUUUUCAGCGUUGGACUUGACUUGCCUCCUGAAAAUGAACCUGAGAAGGGAUUCUUAGGAACCAUGAUGCCUAGGCUCGUCAAAAGUAUUUCUGGUGAUAGCGGACAUGUGCUUCGCUUUGAGAUCCCAGAAACAAUGAACAGGGACAGGUUUUUCUGGUUCCGGGAUGAGGAAUUCGCUAGACAGACUGUUGCUGGUCUCAACCCAUACAGCAUUAAAUUGGUCAAAGAAUGGCCAUUGAGGAGUAAACUUGAUCCAAAUAUAUAUGGUCCAGCAGAAUCAGCAAUCACCUCAGAAAUGAUCAAUAAAGAGAUUGGAGGCAUACUUUCUGUAGAAAAGGCGAUCGAAGAAAAGAAGCUGUUCAUGCUAGACUACCAUGACAUAUUGUUACCCUUUGUAAGAAAAGUACGCAAACUCAAAGGAAAAUCACUCUAUGGUUCACGAACUUUGUUCUUUCUAAAUUCAGAGGGGACUCUGAGGCCUCUUGCCAUUGAGCUGACUAGGCCACCAAUGGAUGGAAAGGGCCAAUGGAAGCAAGUUUUCAGACCUUCUUGGCACUCAACCAGUAUUUGGCUCUGGAGGAUUGCCAAGGCUCAUGUUCUUGCACAUGACUCUGGCUAUCACCAACUUGUCAGUCAUUGGUUAAGAACUCAUUGUGUGACAGAGCCCUAUGUUAUUGCAACUAAUAGGCAACUUAGUGUGGCACACCCCAUAUAUAGAUUGUUACACCCUCAUUUUCGUUACACGAUGGAGAUUAAUGCUCUGGCACGGGAAGCCCUUAUCAAUGCUAAUGGCACAAUUGAGAGUUCAUUCUCGCCAGGAAAGUACUCUAUGGAGCUUUGCUCGGCUGCUUACGGUCUUGAAUGGCGAUUUGACAUGGAGGCUCUACCUGCAGACUUGAUUAGAAGGGGAAUGGCUGUGGAAGAUCCAUUUGCUCCUCAUGGGUUAAGGCUUACCAUUCCAGACUAUCCAUUUGCCAAUGAUGGGCUCCUUCUAUGGGAUGCUAUAAAGCUAUGGGUCACUGACUAUGUUAACCAUUAUUACCCUGAACCUAAACUUGUGGAGUUAGAUGAAGAGCUACAAGCAUGGUGGACAGAGAUUCGAACAGUUGGUCAUGCAGACAAAAAGGAUGAACCAUGGUGGCCAGUUCUUAAAACCCCAAAAGACCUCAUUAAAAUUCUCAACAUCAUCAUAUGGGUGACUUCUGGUCACCAUGCUGCUGUGAACUUUGGGCAAUACACUUAUGGGGGUUAUUUCCCAAACCGGCCGACAAUUGCUAGAACUAAAGUGCCCUCAGAGGACCCUACAGAAGAAGAGUGGAAAAAGUUCAUUGCAAAACCUGAAAGGGCACUUCUGAAGUGCUUUCCCUCAAAACUGCAAGCAACUAGAGUCAUGGCUGUGUUGGAUAUAUUGUCGACUCAUUCACCAGAUGAGGAGUACAUAGGGGAGAAGAUGGAACCAUCAUGGGCUGAAAACCCUGUCAUAAAGGCUGCUUUUGAACGAUUCAGAGAAAGACUGAAGAAGAUAGAAAAAAUAAUAGAUGACAGGAAUGAAAAUCCAAAGUUGAAGAACAGAAAUGGAGCUGGCGUUGUCCCAUACGAGCUUUUGAAGCCAUUCUCCAAGCCUGGUUUGACUUCAAUGGGUGUUCCCUGUAGUAUAUCUAUUUAAAUUGCCUAAUGGUACAUAUUUUGGACACAUUUUACAGUAUUAAAUUAAUGCUAGUGUGCUUGAGCUUGAAUAGAACACAUAGCAUGUGGGCUUUAAAUCAAACAUAAGAGAGGCACAUUGUCACAUAAA